AUGACAGCGAGAAUAGUGUUCCGUAUCUCAGUUGUGGCUCUCCUGCUCUACCUCGCAGUAACUCAAAAAUGUCCUGCAAGUGGAAGAUCCGAAAGUUCCAUCAUUGGCUGGAUGUUGCGAGGACACGUAUACGACACUCUUCUAGCGGAACUUCCCUUUACAUGCGUAUUCAAGUGUCGAGAAGACAAUCGAUGCCAAAGUUUUAACUGGGUGAUCUCUCUUCUCACUUGCGAGUUUAACAACAGGACAAAGGAAGCCAGGCCGGAGGAUUUCAUUCCAAACCCAGACAGAUCUUACUAUCCACGCGAUUUAAAGCGAGGUGAGCCAGCAUACCAAGGAGGGGGUCUCCCUAUAAUGGCCUAUACGGGGAUCGGAGGAUCCGACUGGAAGGGGACUAUAAGUUACAUUUCGCCUGAACUAGCUCCGCUUGAACAUUUAGGCUCAAAUCUGUCUUUUGGAGUAAAUUGAAGACCGAUGCUCAGAUGUCAAUAAAAAAAAAAGGUGGAAGUUCCACGGGAAGGCUUUUUAGUAACAUUUAUCUGGAAACUUUUAAAGUCCUCGUGACGAGUACGUCAACAAUGACGUUACUAUGGAAACCGAUUAUUGACAGCCGUGUUUUCAAAAUUAGCAUUUUCUCUUAAAACUGAGGUUUUAUUUCUAUUUUUACUAACCGUAUAUCAUUAUAGUUAUCACUUACUUUAGCAUUAUUUACAUAUUAUAAGUCACAUUUAUUGACAGCAUGGACGCACGUGGUGCCAAAAAUAAGAUGUGCUGGGUUUGAUUGUUGGAGCAGCUUCUUUUGCUUUUACUUUUGCAGUUAUUUUUUGUUUGUCUAUGUACUGUAGAUUUCAUAUUUGUAUAUUUUCUUUUCCCAACUGACCUUUUUCACUUUCCUUCUAAUUCUUGCCGGCAUAAACCCCUAGAGCUUCCCACACCCCCCUCCCCUCUUUUUCUCUCUCCCACUCCACACUUCGGCAGUAAGUAAAAUGUAUGCAGGGUAAAAGCAUACUGAUAAAUUAAUAUAGAUCUGUUUCUGACCUUUUAGUUCCCCUUGGUUCGAUUCAAGAAUUGCCAGCUGAGACUUGUGACGAAAUAAAGAGGAGUGAAGGACAGGCUGUUAGCGGGAAAUAUUGGUUUUCCACUGUAAAAUCUGGUACAUCUGUUCUGGCUUAUUGCAAUAUGAAGACCAACGGUGAGUUUGGUCAGUUGUAUUAUCGGCGACUGAUUAAGCUUGUUAAUUUUUUCGAUAUUUUAUCGACCGUUCAAUAAUGUUUGUUUGUGUAGACAUUGACGAAUGCAGUGUUUCCCCUUCUGUAUGUGACCUCAACGCCAACUGCUCCAAUACUCGUGGAUCUUAUUACUGCACUUGUAAGGCAGGAUACACUGGCGAUGGAAAAACUUGCCAAGGUAAUAUAAGAUACUUUAGCUAA
Molecule: messenger RNA, 1430 nt
Organism: Porites lobata
Lineage: Eukaryota; Metazoa; Cnidaria; Anthozoa; Scleractinia; Poritidae
Source: the annotation of a GenBank genome assembly